AUGGAGGCGGAAACAAAGAGACCAACAUGGAAUAAACAAAUAGAAUUUACUUUAGCUGCAAUCGGCUGUGCAGUCGGGUUGGGAAAUGUGUGGAGGUUCCCUUAUUUGUGCUACAGGAGUGGUGGAGGUGCCUUUCUGGUUCCCUACCUUCUCAUGCUGGUGCUCCUGGGAAUCCCACUACUCUAUGUGGAACUUUCCGUGGGACAAUAUGUGAGAAGAGGUCCAGUACAUGCCAUGGCCAAAGUCUGUCCGCUGCUAAAAGGGGUUGGCCUAGCAACCGUGGCCAUUUCCUUCAUUAUGUGUACGUACUACAACGUCAUCAUCACGUGGGCUUUGUACUACCUGUUCAGCUCAUUCCAGAGCCCCUUACCCUGGGAGAACUGCAAUAAUACCUGGAACAGGCCCAACUGCACCAGCAGCACUACCAACAGCUCCUUCUCCAGCACAGCGAGCCAGCAGUUCUUCAACUACAAGGUUCUGGAGCGGACCGCUGGAGUGGGGGACCCUGGGACCAUUCGCUGGGAGCUCAUCCUGCUUCUGUUGGUUGCCUGGAUCCUCGUCUACCUCUCCAUCUUCAAAGGAGUGAAGUCAACUGGAAAAGUGGUCUACUUCACCGCACUCUUCCCUUAUGUUAUCCUGGUGGCCUUGCUGAUAAACAACGUACAGCUUCCUGGUGCUAUGAAGGGGAUCGAGUUUUACAUCAUCCCUGAAUGGGACAAGCUGAAGUCUCUGGAGGUGUGGGUUAAUGCUGCGGCCCAGAUCUUCAACUCUCUUGGCAUUGGCUUUGGCUCCCUCAUGGCGAUGGCCAGUUACAAUGACUUCCACAACAGCAUCUUGAAGGACACGCUAGUGGUCUCCAUCACCAACUCCUUCACCAGCAUCCUAGCUGGAUUUGUCAUCUUCUCGGCAAUUGGAUACAUGUCACACCUGCAGAGCAUAGCCGUGAGUGACAUCGCUGUGGACGGCCCAGGCCUCGUGUUUGUAGUUUACCCACAAGCCUUCCCAACGAUGUCCGUUGCCCCCCUCUGGGCUGUCUUGUUCUUCUUCAUGCUGCUCUGUCUGGGACUUGACAGUCAGUUUGCGAUGGUGGAAGUAAUGGUGACCAGCCUCGUUGAUGCCUAUAGUGCUUCUCUACUGAAGUACCUCAAGAACAAAGAGAUCUUGAUCCUCAUUGUCUGCUGCUCUGCUUUUUUGCUGGGAAUUCCUCACGUGAUGCAGGUCGGCAUCUACGUGUUUCAGCUGAUGGACCACUACACCGCCAUCAUAUCCAUCAUGUUCCUCGCAUUUUUUGAAGUGCUUGCCAUCUGCUGGCUGUAUGGAGUAAAACGUCUUUCUGAGAACGUAGAGGAGAUGACGGGAAAGAAACCCGGUACAUUCUUCACUGUGUGCUGGGCUGUCAUUUGUCCUGUUCUGGUUGCAGUUCUUCUGGUGUUCUCGGUGAUUCAGUUCAAACCGGCCCGCUAUGAGACUUACCAGUAUCCAGCGUGGUGUCAAGGCAUCGGCUGGGUCAUCGCCAUGGCCUCCGUCAUCUGGAUCCCUCUGUGUGCUCUGCACACCCUGUGGGUCCUACCUGGUACCUUCACACAGAGACUGUGGAAGUCCAUCACUCCUUGUGGCCUGGAUGAAAAGAGUGCCUUUCUUGAGAGUCAAGGAGAGGUGUUCCCAAACAUGAAAUGCCCCUUGAAUGCAGUCAUGACUCCCGUCACUUCACUACCAGCACAAACUACGAGCCAGACCAGGUUUUGAGCUUAUCACCUUCUGAACUGGUGAGCUUUUGGCCUCCUCCUGGAGGAUGGAGGAGGAGCUACAGACCUGAUCCCUCCGGUCAUCAUGUCAUUCUAACGGCUGUGGAUGGAAAAACUGCAUGUGGGUGGGAAUAUUCACUGAAUUGUUGGGAUCAUGACGAAAAAACAAAGGCCGUGCAAAAGCUCUGCGUGCAGGACAUGAAGAACAUGAAGAAAAUCACACCCCCUUUGACGCCGUCACAAUCUGCAUGGAUCAUUGUCUAGAGUACAACUUUACGAAUAGUGCUCAGAUUUAUUUUUUGUGUC
This is a messenger RNA of Scleropages formosus (Asian bonytongue), 2051 nucleotides long. Its product is annotated as sodium- and chloride-dependent GABA transporter ine. Gene Ontology annotation, molecular function: amino acid:sodium symporter activity. The record is from RefSeq and is a predicted model, not a curated record. Gene Ontology annotation, cellular component: plasma membrane. The transcript is spliced from 13 exons. NCBI's taxonomy places the organism in Eukaryota, Metazoa, Chordata, Actinopteri, Osteoglossiformes, Osteoglossidae. Gene Ontology annotation, biological process: amino acid import across plasma membrane; nitrogen compound transport; sodium ion transmembrane transport. Bases 1 to 1746 code for a protein of 581 amino acids.